AGUUAGAUUGAUAGUGUCACCCGGAAUGGUUGAAAGCUCGCCAUCGACUCACAUUGUUACGUUCGCUUAUCAUGCGGUGAGGCGAUUGCGGCGUCACGAAGGGAAUAAACAAUCGCCCUACGGGAAGUGCAGUGAUAGCGAGUGCAGUUUGUAUGCUUGAAUCAAUUUCGGUACCGGUGCUUUGGAAAAAGCAUUGUAUUUUUUUGGAGUUUUAAGCAAAAAGGUCAUACAUUUCUGCCCGCUACCUCAGUACGACUGGUUGUUUCAUGAGCGAAAUGCUCCAGAAAAUAGUGCUACUGUUUGUGUUGGCUUUUGGCACCCACGCUGAGGAGGAAGACGUAAUUCCCACUGGCACUAAUAGAAUCGGCUUUGGAAGCAGCAAUUUCAGCGCCAAACGUGAUGUGCGGUUCUACUUGUACACUCCACUUACCGUGAAUGAGCCUCACGUGUUCUCGAUUGAGACGGUUGGAACUGUUUCGCGUUCGUUCUACAACAACAGUCUCCCGCUGCGUAUCGUCAUACACGGGUGGAUGAACAACAUCACAUCGCUUGCGAUUCGUGGCGUUAAGGAUGCCUAUCUGGCCAGCAACGGUCAGUACAACAUCAUAGGUGUAGACUGGAACAAGGGAGCAGGCGAAGCUUAUCUACGGUCCUCUCAGUACACUCUGGCCGUGGGACAUGUUGUAGCUGAUUUGAUUAAUCGGAUGGUUCGCUCCGGAAUGACAACGAUGGACGGAAUCUACUUGAUCGGACACAGCUUGGGCGCACACAUAGCCGGAAACGCCGGUCGACUGGUGAGCGUAGGUAGGCUAAAAGCAAUUUUCGGAUUGGACCCAGCAUCGAUCAACUUCUUCGAGGACGAACCGGACAGCCGACUUAGUCCGGACGACGCCGAGUACGUCGAGGUUAUCCACACCAGUACGCAAUUUUCCGGAUAUCCUCACCCCAUCGGUCGCGUUGACUUUUAUCUCAAUUAUGGCAAGAAGCAGCCUGGAUGCACAACAGAAUCCUGCAGCCACGGACGGUCUAUCGAAUACUUUAUGGAGUCCCUGUCGAAGGAUUGUAAAGGCUUCUGGGGUGCUCGCUGUGAUGAUUACAACGAACUGAAAACGAAAAAGUGCUACAAUCUCAAACAGCAGGGACUGCUGGGCGGUGAUCCUGCUCGACUUCAAAAUGAGAAAGGAAUUUAUGUUGUUAUCACGGCCGUCGAUUCUCCUUACGCUUUAGGUUUCAACUAUUGAUAGGCAAUGAGUAAGGAAUGUACCAAUAAAUUUUUUUUUUUUUA
Molecule: messenger RNA, 1285 nt
Organism: Armigeres subalbatus
Lineage: Eukaryota; Metazoa; Arthropoda; Insecta; Diptera; Culicidae
Product: phospholipase A1-like
Exons: 3
Coding region: 267-1241 (324 amino acids)
Biological process (GO): lipid catabolic process
Molecular function (GO): lipase activity
Source: RefSeq, a predicted model, not a curated record